Molecule: messenger RNA, 1131 nt
Organism: Brassica napus (rape)
Lineage: Eukaryota; Viridiplantae; Streptophyta; Magnoliopsida; Brassicales; Brassicaceae
Product: splicing factor YJU2-like
Exons: 1
Coding region: 364-1131 (255 amino acids)
Biological process (GO): mRNA splicing, via spliceosome
Cellular component (GO): U2-type catalytic step 1 spliceosome
Source: RefSeq, a predicted model, not a curated record
UGAUUUUUUUUCAAAAUUUCUUUUUGAAAAUCAAAUUGUGUGAAACUAUUUUUAUAUUUUUUAAAGUAUUUAUUUAUAUAUUUAUUAGAAUCCUAAAUUUCACAUUCUAAAAAUUCUACCCAGCCCUCAAGUCUAAACUCUAAUCUAGAUUAAUUAAUUCUAGACAUAUAAAAAGGUUUUUUACUCAGAGAAAAAGUGCAGUAUUCGUGUCAAUUUUCCACAGAGAAAAAGAAACAUGUGUUUUGAGAGAAAAGGAAACACCAAUAGCUGUUUUCUUAUAAAUAGGUGUCUUAAGGGACAACGAUCCAAUAACUGCGAAACACUUUUGUUCAUUCAAUUGUUCUGUGUGCUCUGAAGAUAAUUAUGGGAGAACGCAAAGUCCCAAACAAGUAUAUUCCGCCAGAUUUUGAUCCGAAGAAGAUACCUCGUCUCCGUAAACCGAACAACCAGCAAAAGAAGAUUCGAUUUAUGCUACCGGUUCGUAUUCGUUGUAACACAUGUGGUAAUUACAUGUCGGAAGGCACUAAAUUCAAUUGCCGUGAAGAUGAAGUCAUCAACGAGACGUACCUAGGGAUUAAAAUCCACAGGUUUUACAUCAAGUGCACCAACUGCUCGGCAGAGGUGACAAUUAAAACCGGUUCAAAGAACUCGGGUUAUAUUGUCGAAUCAGGUGCAGUUGGAGUUUAUAAUGGACUCGAGGAAGAGGAGAAGCAUGAGGUAGCUGAAAGCGCCUUGGAGUCGUUAGAGAAGAGAACUAAGGUAUCUAAAAGAGAGAUUGAAGUUAUGGCUGCACUUGAUGAGAUGAAGUCUAUGAAAUCUAGAAGAGCCUCGGUGAGCUUAGACUCACUGCUUGAGGCUUUGAAUAGAAGAAAUAAACUAAAAGAAGAGAACGCGGAGGAAGAAUUGCUCAUUAAGUCUAUAAAAUUUGGUACGAGGACUAGGAUUGAUGAAGAGAAAAACGAUGAGGUUUUGGAUGAGAAGAAGACGAAGAAGCCUAAGAGACGUGUUAACUGUACAUCUCCCAUUCAAAUAUCUUCCGUUCGCAUAGUCUCGAAGAAGACUGCAAAGGUAACAAGGGGACUCGACUCUCUGUGUCACAACUACGGCUCAGACAGCGAUGAGGAGAAAUAA